AUGGAGGGUGCAAGACCAGAUUUACCUGAACCCAGCUGUGUCUCCAUGAAGAGCGACCAGUCAAUACAUCCUCCACUUUACUUUAAAGAUGGAGGAUGUUCUACUGAUCUGAGUGUGAUGGAGGGUAUGAGACCAGACUCACCUGAACCCAGCUGUGUCUCCAUGAAGAGCAACCAGUCAAUGUAUUAUCCACUUUGCUUUAAAGAUGUAGGAUGUUCUACUGAUCUGGGAUCACAAAAGAAGAAAUUAAAUGUUACUUACAGAGAUCAGUUGGAAUCCAUAUUUAAGGAACUGGAGCUCAAAGUCAUCAGCAUGUUAAACUCCUCCAGUCUGAAACAUCUGAACCUGAGUUACAAUGAACUGAAGGAUUCAGGAGUGAAGCUGCUCUCUGCUGGACUGGAGAAUCCACACUGUAAACUGGAGAUACUGGUGUUGGUUGAUUGUAAUCUAACAGAGAAAAGUUGUCAAGUUCUGUCCUCAGUUCUCAGUUUAAACUCCUCCAGUCUGAAACAUCUGAACCUGAGUAACAAUGAACUGAAGGAUUCAGGAGUGAAGCUGCUCUCUGCUGGACUGGAGAAUCCACACUGUAAACUGGAGAUACUAAAUGCCUUCAAUACCAUCCAGCCCUGCCUACUGAGUGAGAAGCUGGUGAAGAUGCACCUGCACCCUGAUACCACAUCCUGGAUCACAGACUACCUCACAGGCCGGCCACAAUAUGACAGAUGUUUCUGAGCCUGUGAUCUGCAACACUGGUGCACUCCAAGGAACUGUACUACCACCAUUCCUCUUCAUGGUAUACACCUCUGAUACUAACUCUGCUUCCUGCCACCUCCAGAAGUUCUCCAAUGACUCCUCCAUUGUUGGAUGUAUCACCAGGGACAACGAGGAGGAGUACAGAGGACUGAUCGAGAGCUUCACUACAAGGUGCAGUGAAAAUCACCUGAAGCUUAAUAUCAGCAAGACUAAAGAGAUUGUGGUAGAUUACCAGAAGAACAGAAACACCCCUGUCCCUGUUUUCAUACAGGGAAAGGAGGUGGAGAGGGUGGACUCCUACAGGUACCCUGGGGUACAUAUAAACAAUGAACUGGACUGGACACAUAACACUGAUGCCAUCUAUAGGAAAGGACUUUCUGAGGAGGCUGAGGUCUUUCAUUGUGUGCAACAGACUUCUGAAGGCUUUUUAUUAGUCUGUGGUUGCCAGCGCCCUCUUUUUUUGCGGUGGUGUGCUCCGGUGGUGGCAUCAAGGCUGGAGAUACCAACAAACUAAAUAAGCUGGUGAGGAAAGCCAGUUCUGUUGUGGGUCUACAGCUGGACAGUCUGGAGGUAGUAUAUGAGAGGAGAACAAAGGACAAAAUCAGGGCCAUCCUGAAUAAUCCUUCUCACCCUCUCAAUGAGGAACUAUGGCAGCUGGGCAGUUCUUUUAGUCAUAGACUAAUCCCACCGAAGAGCAAGACGGAGCGCUUCAGAUGUUCUUUUGUGCCAACUGCCAUCUCCUCCAUCCAUUUCCCAGCACUGGACUCUACAUCUCUAACUAUACACAUAUGUAUAUAUUUACAUAUAGAAUAUAUAGUGUUUGUAUUAUAUUGUUGUCAUUACUAUACUGUUGUAUAAUAAUAAUUGCAUCUCAUAGCUAAUAUUUUUUUAUAAUUUCCUUAUUUUUAUUUUAUUUACUCUAUUUACUGUAGUUACACUUGAA
Messenger RNA from Trichomycterus rosablanca, 1696 nucleotides. RefSeq names its product NACHT, LRR and PYD domains-containing protein 12-like. Lineage: Eukaryota; Metazoa; Chordata; Actinopteri; Siluriformes; Trichomycteridae. Gene Ontology annotation, biological process: intracellular signal transduction. The transcript has 6 exons. The record is from RefSeq and is a predicted model, not a curated record. The coding region runs from base 1 to 732 and encodes 243 amino acids. Gene Ontology annotation, molecular function: protein binding.